GCUGGGAGCAUCGGCCACCUCAGACGGACGGUGGCCCGGCAUUAGGCAGCGUCUGCGGCGAGCAGAAGCGUCCCCAGCCCGCCAUGGCCCGGCUCCUCCGGGCAUCCUGCCUUCUCUCCCUGCUCCUGGCCGGCUUCGUCCCGCCGGGCCGGGGACAAGAGAAGUCGAAGACUGACUGCCAUGGUGGCGUGAGUGGCACCAUCUACGAGUACGGAGCCCUCACCCUUGACGGGGAGGAGUACAUCCCUUUCAAACAGUAUGCUGGGAAAUACAUCCUCUUUGUCAACGUGGCCAGCUACUGAGGCCUGACAGGCCAGUACAUUGAACUGAAUGCACUACAGGAAGAGCUUGCACCAUUUGGUUUGGUCAUUCUGGGCUUCCCUUGCAACCAAUUUGGAAAACAAGAACCAGGAGAGAACUCGGAGAUCCUGCCCACCCUCAAGUAUGUCCGGCCUGGUGGGGGCUUCGUCCCUAAUUUCCAGCUCUUUGAGAAAGGGGAUGUGAACGGGGACAAAGAGCAGAAGUUCUACACUUUCCUGAAGAACUCCUGUCCUCCCACCUCGGAGCUCCUGGGCACACCUAGCCGCCUCUUCUGGGAACCCAUGAAGAUCCACGACAUCCGCUGGAACUUUGAGAAGUUCCUGUUCCUGGUGGGGCCUGACGGAAUACCCAUCAUGCGCUGGUACCACCGGACCACAAUCAGCAAUGUCAAGAUGGACAUCCUGGCCUACAUGAGGCGGCAGGCAGCCCUGGGCCUCAGGGGGAAGUAACUGACGCCUGGCCCACUCCUGUCCAUCACGCAGGGGCUGGGAGGGACUGUUCAGGAAGGAGCCCACAUCCCCAACCCACUAGACACCCACAACAGGCCCCUUGCCCAUUACACAAGGUCCCUGCCUGACACAGAUGUUUGUAUACCAUUGUGUCUGUACCACUCGCAUGUGGGUAUUUGCACACAUGCCGACAGGUGUGUGUGUGACAGCGCAUGUGUGCACAGGUCUACGUGCGGCCACCUGUGUGACUAUCGGAAAUGUGCACCAUCUGUGUGUCUGCAGCUGUGUAAAGUGAUGUGGUUUCUCCAACUCUGUUCCCAUGACAACGCACUCACACCUGAUCCUAAGGAAAACCAGCGCUAGCUCCAAUUGUCCUGCUCUAACCUGGACCUCACCCUUGACAGCAGCAUCUCUCUGCCUCCAAACACUAUAAGGUCCCCAGCAGUUUCUGGGUCUACCACGCUUAACAGCUCCCUCCUCCUUCCUGAAAGGCCCUCCCAAGCCCCCGCCCCCACCCCUACCCCCAGUUCUGAGAUCAGCCAAGGCAGAUGUGAGAGCCAGGGCCACAUCCCUGUGUCAGGGGUGGCAUCUCCAUGAGGGAGGGGCCCGAAGCCCUUGUGGGCGGACCUCCCCUGAGCCUGUCUGAGGGGCCGGCCCUUAAGUGCAUUCAGGCUGAGGCCCCUGGGCAGGGAUGCCAUCCUUGCUCCUACAGAGGAUGUGCCCUCUCCCCUCACGCUGGCCCACUGGCAUCAGACUCACACCCUACCUGCCUAGUAAAGGCCUUUCUGCAACA
This is a messenger RNA of Tupaia belangeri chinensis (Chinese tree shrew), 1563 nucleotides long. RefSeq names its product glutathione peroxidase 3 (gene GPX3). Gene Ontology annotation, molecular function: glutathione peroxidase activity; selenium binding. Gene Ontology annotation, biological process: response to oxidative stress; hydrogen peroxide catabolic process. Lineage: Eukaryota; Metazoa; Chordata; Mammalia; Scandentia; Tupaiidae. The transcript has 6 exons. The record is from RefSeq and is a predicted model, not a curated record.